GCUUGAAAGUGGUGGAAAAGUUAGACUGCCUGUUGUAGGAGAGGAGAGAGUUGGAGUUAAUUCAGUAGUUUUCAUCCAUUUAGAUUUCCGAGCAAAUGGUACGUGAACAAUAUACCACAACAACACCAGGCACUAGCCUAGAGAGGCCAAAGAACCAAUAUGUCUACAAAAUUGGCAUUUAUGGAUGGAGAAAGCGUUGCCUUUACCUGUUUGUCCUCCUCCUGCUUAUCAUCCUUGUUGUGAAUUUCUCAUUGACAAUUUGGAUUCUUAAAGUGAUGUGGUUUUCUCCAACUGGAAUGGGACAUCUUCGUGUUACUAAAGAAGGACUCCGCCUGGAAGGAGAGUCAGAAUUCUUAUUCCCUUUGUAUGCCAAAGAAAUUCACUCUAGAGAGGACUCAUCCCUGCUUCUCCAGUCUACUCAUAAUGUGACUGUGAAUGCUCGCAAUUCUAAUGGAGAAGUCACAGGCAGAUUAAACGUGGGUCCUAGGAUGGUAGAAUUCCAUGGUCAACAACUUCAGAUCAACUCCAAGGAUGGCAAGCCACUUUUUACAGUGGAUGAAGAUGAAGUUGUAAUCGGUACAGAUAAACUUCGAGUCACAGGGCCAGAAGGAGCUCUUUUUGAACAUUCUGUUGAGACGCCACUUGUCAGAGCUGAGGCUUUUAAACAGCUUAGGAUUCCAGAGAAAUUAUCUCCACCCCUCCGGACUGGACUCAAUGACAGAGCGAUCGCCUCCAUCUCUUCACUGGCUCUCUCCAGACUGGAAUCACCAACUCGAUCUUUGAGCAUGGAUGCACCAAAAGGAAUUAACAUUAAAGCCCAAGCUGGGAAUAUUGAAGCACUUUCUCAGAUGGAUAUCAAGUUACAGAGUAGUGAUGGAGUGCUUUUGCUUGAUGCUGAAACAGUACGACUACCCAAAUUGCCUCAAGGGACAACGGGUGGACCUGGUUGGUCUCAGGGACUCUAUGAGAUCUGCGUUUGUCCAGAUGGAAAGCUUUAUAUGUCAGUGGCUGGCGUGAGUUCCACUUGCCAUGAAUACAGUCAUGUCUGUCAAUAAAACACCUAAA
This is a messenger RNA of Alligator sinensis (Chinese alligator), 1065 nucleotides long. It is a transcript of the gene SGCG, whose product is annotated as sarcoglycan gamma. Gene Ontology annotation, cellular component: sarcolemma; sarcoglycan complex. Gene Ontology annotation, biological process: cardiac muscle tissue development; heart contraction. Lineage: Eukaryota; Metazoa; Chordata; Crocodylia; Alligatoridae. Bases 96 to 1055 code for a protein of 319 amino acids. The record is from RefSeq and is a predicted model, not a curated record. The transcript has 9 exons.